AUGAGGAGGUUCUCCAACAACCACUGGAAGGCCAAAUUGGAAAGACAGUCCACCAAGAGCAAGACAGUCUAUGGCAAUGACCCAGCGAAAGCCAUGGAACAUCUGCGGCACUUCAUGAUCUCAUCCACAGGCUCUGUGUUGCGCGCCUGGAUUGAGUUCUUCGAUCGAGAUAUGGAUCACCGUAUCUCCAGGGCGGAGUUUAGCAAAGGUAUGCGAGAGCUGGGCUACAAGGGCGACGUCUUUGAGCUCUUCUCAGUGUUGGAUGAUGACGACUCCAAUGAGCUUACCUUAGACGAGGUGGACAUGAAGCAGGCCACGAUUUGGCGCAACUUCCGGGUCUUCGUGGCCGCCAAAUUCAAAAGUGAGGAGGAACUGCUUCAGCGCUGCUUCGACGCGGCGGAAGGCAUCAAGCACCGGGAGAUACAGGACCAUCUUUCCAGAGAAGACUUCUGCGUGGGCAUGCGGAAGUGUGGCUGGAGCUUUGGCGUGGCGGAUCUGAACUGGAUCUUUGAUGCCCUGCAAGAUCAGAGUGAUAGACUGCUGAAGAUCGACGCCUUACGUUGGAUGGGCAUUGAGUUGACGCGGCGUCAGAAGAAGCAGGAAGCCAAAGUACGCUCGAGGAAAUGGCAGGCCCUGCGAGGUCGCACAGGAGCCUCGCCCCAGUUGAAGCAUCGGCACUUUGCUAAGUUUAAGGCAUUCCUGCAGAGGAAGUAUGGAAAUCUGAUCCGAGCCUGGAGACAAGCUCUGUCCCAGACGGACUCCAUGGUCUUAUCGAAGCUGCAUUUCCUGAAGGCAGCUGCACGCUUGGGCUUUGCCAAAGAGUCCAAGGAACUCUGGAAAGCGCUGGACAAGGAUGACAGUGGUGCCGGGAAAGAGUUGAAUGACCCAGGUCAGGCCUCUAUCGAUGAGUUGGAUCCUAAGAAUGCAGAGAUUUUGGCGCAGUUUAAGGAGGAAAAUGCCAAGUGGGCCUUUGAUCAUGAACUCCGCUUCGAUGCCCGACGCCGUGCUCAGCAGCUUCCACUUCUGGAGAACUUCAAGAGAACGCUCUAUCUAUGCUCAGAGAGGUGUCAACUCGACGGUGCUAAUGGUGGUGGUUUGAGCUUUGACCACUACUUCGUGACGGAUAUGACCUGGACCAUUGAAUUCCUGGAGCAAGGCGUUGCGGUUCACAGCACCUUGCCACUGACCUUUUCGGAGGAGUCCAGCUUUGAGCGAACGCACGCAGUGAGUGAACGGAUGAGAGCAGUCUGUGGAGCCUUGAACUAUUCAGUCACUUUGCGAAACUGUGAGCAUUUGUCCCGCUUCAUUGAGAAUGGAUCAUGGGUAAGCCACCAGAUGGCUGAAGGUGCUGACUUCGGAUCAAACUUCGCCAACCACAUGAUGCUUCACAAGAAGAAGAUGAAUACCCUCCCAAAGGCCAUGGAUUCAGACUCCACUCGUUUCAUCAAUGCCGUGAAGUUUGCCAAUGCCUUGAAGAAGUUCGACUUCAGCCGGCCCAGCAAGCAGCUUUUUGGGCACUUUGACAAAGACGGAGAUGGGAAGAUCGUCAUUGAGGACGUGCUGUUCCUGGAGAAUUGGAAUCCGCUACCCUUCCUGGUGGUCCCACCCAACUACAAGGCGAGGAAUGAGAUCCGACGACUGAUCUUGGUGAGGACGGGGCAGUACAUGAAAGCCUGGCGCCGUUUGCUGGACAAAGAUGCCACGAACCGCUCUUUGGCUCCAUCGUUUGGGAUUGAGGAGAUCGAUGAGGCCUCCGCCUUGAUCCUGUCGAACUUCAGGAAGUGGGCUCUGAUGGAAUUUGGUUCCAUCCGAUCCCUCUUCGCAGUCUUUGACGACGACUGCUCCGGAAGCCUCUCCUGGCAGGAAUUCCGCUACGCCUGCAAUGUCUACGGCUACGAUGGCUCCAUCCGGUCUCUCUUCAACGCGUUGGAUGUGGAUCAAACGGGCAGUUUGACCUUGAAGGAGGUGGUCUUCUUGGAAGACUGGGACGACGACCAUGAGGAAGCCACAGCUACGGUGCAUGAAGGAGCCAGCGCGACUGGGGAACGACAGGCUGAGCAGACGACCCCCAGUGCCACAUGGCAAGUGACUGAUCGACCUGCACGGCGUUUUGAAGUUGUGAGGCGGAAGCGCGACUUGGAGCUGCGCGCUGCACCGCAGAUUCCACGGCUGCGGCUCAGCACAAGAGGUGAUGGCGAGUAUUCCUGGAGUUUCGCCUCCUCGCGUCCCCGGAGUCAGCGAGCGCCCCGGCUCCGUACGCGGCAGAAGACCUUGCGAAGCCCAUUCUACAGCUUUCAGGAGGAGUGGUCCUGGUCUGGCGACGAUUCUGGCAUCGAGAAGGAUUUGGUUUUCAGCGAGCGCAGCAGCUUCGGGUCCCCGGAGUGCGAAACGCCUGCGAAGCUCAUAGAGAAGGUGGGAUUGGAAGUGCAGACAUCUCCAAUCACAGGGAGAUCUACCAUCGGUCUAAGCACCUUGCUCACUUCUCACCGAAGCAUUUCAGAUGCGAGGCAGCGGCUGAAACAAUGGGAUCUUGGGGCCGAGGCCAGCUACAGUGCCAACAAAGACGGUCGGAAGCAGGGAAACCGAGCGUCCCUUUGUGGCUGGCCGCGUUCCCGUUCCAUACCCUGGCCCCUGUCAGGGUGUCCAAAAAAAGCCGCCCAUCUCAUGGUGCAAAGGUGGCGGCUGGCGGCCUUUGGGGUGGCAGUCACUGCAGGCGUAGCGUUCUGCCCUCGGUUUCUGCCGCCCCUGGAAUCCAUGGCCCCCGGAGCCAGUGCGGCGACGCCGGCCACGCCCUGCUUCCCGUUGUCCUUGCAACGGGCUGCGUUGCCGGGGGCCAAGAGGACGCUGAAUAUCAUGGAACCCAGGUAUCAGCAGAUGUAUCGGGACCUUUUGGCCAACGGCGCCCGUCGGGUGGUGGUGCCGCGCUAUGUGCAGGGCCCUGCAGGCACCUAUUUGGCUGAAGCUGCGGUGGUCUUCCAUCUCCUGGAUGUCAAGGACGCACCACCGGGCUCCCGCACGCGCUACGUGUGUCAGCACCAGGUGCUGCCGAAGGUGGUGAAGAUCACUCGAGUGCUGAACCCGGAGGCCUUUGAGAAGAAAACGACCUAUCUGAAGGUUGAGUGUCAAGAAAUCGAAGACUUGGACCCGGACGACGAUUUGUCAGUCGAGGAGGAGCAGCUACGUGACGAGUUGCUCCAACUGGCAAUGCUGGGAAGGGCCACUGGCUCGCCACCGCUACGACGUUACGAGUACAUGAGCGACAGCCUUGGGCGUUGUGUCUUGGUGGACCACGGUGCCAUGUUCCCCGAAGGGACCAUCAACUUGGCCAACGCGCAGCGUGGCGCCAACGGUUUCUGGGAGCUGGCCAACUUGUGGCAGGGCUACUGCGACCGUCGCGCCGUGGCGCUACGGCAGCAGCACGACCGGCAGCUGCAGCGCCUGCGCGCCGAGGGCCGCGAGCGCGAGCGCGGUGCCCUGGAACUGCGAGAGGCCCUGGAAGAAGAGCUGCAGGAACACUGGAGUCGCAACGCCGAUUCCAUGCAGGUGCUGCUGCAGAUGGACCGCCACUCAGAUCGUUUAGCGCUUCUGCUGCAGCUGCUGCAGCAGGAAGCGCGGCGCCUGCGGGCCUUGAAGGCGGUAGCCCAAUCCACCGGGUUGGAGGCGCAGGCUUAGGCAUGGCGGCGCCAUGGCGGGGCCAUGGCGGAGCCAUGGGCGUUCCCGAAAAUGGGGGAGCUGCCAUGGCCAUAGGAUGCCAACUUGGGGAGGUUUGGUGGAUGAGA
This is a messenger RNA of Cladocopium goreaui, 3779 nucleotides long. Lineage: Eukaryota; Dinophyceae; Suessiales; Symbiodiniaceae. The record is from the annotation of a GenBank genome assembly.